CGCUUUGGACGGAGCAUAGAGAGAUGAAUGGCGAGGGGACUAGCGAAGGGGGCGGAAUCGUGAAAAUGGAGGAGGUCCAGGAGAGGGUGGUCCACAUGUGGGGCUACUUGCCCGGAGCUCUGCCGCAGAGAGCGCCGCUCCUGUCGCCAGUGCCGGUGAGGAGCGCCGCCGCAGCCGCCACCGCCUGGAGGGACGUCUGUGGCGGUGGUUGUGGAUUCGCCAUGGGCAUUUCAGAUUCGGGGAAGCUUAUAACAUGGGGAUCCACAGAUGAUCUUGGUCAGAGCUAUGUGACUUCUGGGAAGCAUGGGGAAACACCAGAGCCUUUUCCUCUUCCUACUGAUGCCUCUGUAGUAAAUGCUGCAGCUGGUUGGGCCCACUGUGUUGCUGUUGCAGAUAAUGGAGAAGUUUAUACAUGGGGGUGGAAAGAAUGUAUUCCUUCUGGGAAGGUUUUUGGUGAUCCAACAAUUGGGGGGAACCUGGAAAAGGAAGCUCUAGAGAGGCAAACUUCUUUUUUGACCGAGCAAGCGAGCCCUCGAUCUCAAGGCUCAAAGUCAAGUGGGGGGAGCUUGUCUGGGGUAGACAGUAAAAGUGCUGGAGAAGAAAGUACAAAGCGAAGGAGAAUAUCAACAGCUAAGCAAGCAGCUGAAAGCUCAUCAUCUGCUGAUGAGACUUUGUCAGCAUUGCCAUGUUUAGUGUCAUUGAGUCCAGGAGUGAGGAUUGGCCUUGUUGCUACAGGUGGGCGCCAUACUCUUGCAUUGUCAGAUGUAGGUCAGGUGUGGGGUUGGGGAUAUGGAGGCGAGGGACAGCUCGGUUUGGGAUCUCGGAUACGAAUGGUGUCCUCUCCACAUCCUGUGUCUUGUAUUGAGUCUUCUUCAUAUGUAAAAGACAGAUCUAUGGGCUUUUCUAGAGGAAACAUGAGUUCUGAAGGGCAGAACUUUAGAGUUCCUGGGAGCUAUGUGAAGCAAAUUGCUUGUGGUGGACGACAUAGUGCAGCAAUAACAGAUGCUGGUGCGCUGCUCACAUUUGGUUGGGGACUCUACGGACAGUGUGGGCAAGGGAGUACGGAUGAUGAAUUGAGCCCGGCAUGCGUAUCUUCUCUAUUGGGCAUCAGAAUAGUCGGAGUAGCUGCGGGGCUCUGGCAUACUGUAUGUGUUUCUGCUGACGGUGAUGUCUAUGCAUUUGGUGGGAAUCAGUUUGGACAAUUGGGAACCGGGGUAGAUCAAGCUGAGACUAUUCCCAGGCUCUUGGAUGCUCCAAGUUUGGAACAUAUCAAUGCGAAAGCUGUAUCUUGUGGAGCUCGUCAUACUGCAUUAAUUACAGAGGAUGGAAAAGUGUUUUGCUGGGGAUGGAACAAAUAUGGUCAGCUUGGAUUGGGUGAUGUGAUUGAUCGCAAUAUUCCCUCGCAAGUCAACAUGGAAGGUUGUAUACCAAGGAAGGUUGCAUGCGGCUGGUGGCAUACUCUACUUUUAUCGGAGUCGCCCACUUGAGAUAUCUUUAUGGACAUUCUUUGGAGCCUUGGCACAGUUUUGUUAGGUUAGCAGUUUGUUUGACCAUUAAGUUAUAUGUAUAUGUAUAUACGUAGGGGUACGCGUAUCAUAUACAUAUAAGCAUGAAGUCAAUUCUUUUCUUAGGUAGAGCAGCAAAGUUGUCGCCUGCGAAAAGUGCAUAUACCCCUGUAAAAGUGCAUUCACCUGCAAGCUGCACAAGUUGAUUCUAGAUGAUUGUAUAUUGCUAGCUGCUAGAUGUAACUACUUGUAAUGCUCCAAUGCUUUUUAUGUUGACGGCUCGCUAUGGGCUUUAUCACUUGAA
Rhodamnia argentea is the source of this 1809-nucleotide messenger RNA. RefSeq names its product ultraviolet-B receptor UVR8-like. The record is from RefSeq and is a predicted model, not a curated record. The transcript has 11 exons. Bases 24 to 1487 code for a protein of 487 amino acids. NCBI's taxonomy places the organism in Eukaryota, Viridiplantae, Streptophyta, Magnoliopsida, Myrtales, Myrtaceae.